ACGCAAAGCUCUGAACUGGUUUGUAUUGUAAAGUUUUGAUCUUUAGCUGAGAUCCCAAAACUCGCUUGUGUACUGUGAUCGUAUAUACUCUUCUCAUUGGCGCCUCUUCUUCCAAAUCACAUAUCAAAAGGGUUAUUUUCUGACCAAUCAGGCCGCCGUCUGAGUUCGAUUGCCGAUCAUGGGGUUGGGAUCCCUCGCUUCCCGAGUUGUCAGGCCGUCUUCCAGGCUCCUCAGCUCCCAAAACCCUAGAAAUCUCGUUAAUGUCCGACCCAUUGUCUCCACCACUGAGCUUCACAACGCUGAUGCCGCCUCCGCCGCCCAGGCCCAGGUCGAUCCUGCCCCGCCUCCUCCUCCUCGGACCCCCGUUGGUGGCGCCCGCGUCCAUUUUUCAUCUCCGGAGGACGCCAUCGAGGUCUUCGUUGAUGGGUACCCUGUCAAAAUCCCUAAGGGUAUGACGGUUCUUCAGGCCUGUGAGAUUGCUGGGGUCGACAUUCCUAGAUUUUGUUAUCAUAGUCGGCUCUCGAUCGCUGGAAACUGCCGUAUGUGCCUUGUUGAGGUCGAGAAAUCCCCGAAGCCCGUUGCUUCUUGCGCUAUGCCUGCUCUUCCCGGAAUGAAAAUUAAGACUGAUACGCCACUGGCGAAAAAGGCUCGAGAAGGCGUGAUGGAAUUCUUGUUGAUGAAUCAUCCAUUGGAUUGUCCAAUUUGUGAUCAGGGUGGAGAAUGUGAUCUUCAGGAUCAGUCUAUGGCAUUUGGGUCUGAUCGUGGUCGGUUUACUGAUGUGAAGAGAUCAGUGGUCGACAAGAAUCUCGGCCCGCUUGUGAAAACUGUAAUGACACGAUGCAUUCAGUGUACCAGGUGUGUAAGAUUUGCUACAGAGGUUGCUGGGGUUCAGGAUCUUGGCAUGUUAGGUCGUGGUAGCGGUGAAGAAAUUGGGACUUAUGUUGAAAAGCUAAUGACUAGUGAGCUAUCAGGGAAUGUCAUUGAUAUUUGUCCUGUGGGCGCAUUGACUUCAAAACCUUUUGCUUUUAAAGCCCGGAAUUGGGAAUUGAAGGGUACCGAGAGCAUCGAUGUUACUGAUGCAGUUGGAUCCAACAUUCGUAUCGAUAGUCGAGGUCCUGAGGUUAUGCGUAUUGUGCCUCGAUUAAAUGAGGAUAUUAACGAAGAAUGGAUAUCAGACAAGACUCGCUUUUGUUACGAUGGUCUCAAGAGACAGAGAUUGAAUGACCCAAUGAUCCGUGGUGCUGAUGGACGUUUUAAGGCUGUCAGCUGGCGCGAUGCCCUUGCUGUGGUUGGUGAAGCUGCCCAUCAGGUUAAACCCGAGGAAAUCGUCGGAAUUGCUGGUAAACUGUCUGAUGCAGAGUCCAUGAUUGCUUUGAAAGAUCUCUUAAAUAGGUUGGGAUCCAAUAAUGUAUGGUGUGAAGGAAACGGACCACAACCGAACGCAGACCUGCGAUCCGGGUAUAUCAUGAAUAGCGGUAUUGCUGGUCUAGAGAAGGCAGAUGUCUUUCUUUUGAUUGGCACUCAGCCAAGGGUUGAAGCUGCUAUGGUGAAUGCAAGAAUCCGAAAGGCAGUAAGAGCAACUCACGCUAAAGUCGGUUAUGUUGGCCCGCCGACAGAUUUCAACUAUGAUCAUCAGCACCUCGGGACUGGACCUCAGGCGCUUGUUGACAUAGUCGAGGGUCGCCAUCCCUUCUGCUCGAUCCUGAAAAAUGCCAAAAAUCCAGCUAUCAUUGUUGGUGCUGGACUUUUCGAAAGAAAGGACAAAGAUGCAAUCUUUUCUGUAGUUGAAAACAUUGCCAAACAAAAUAAUGUGGUCAAACCUGAUUGGAAUGGUUACAAUGUAUUGCUUUUGAAUGCUUCCCAAGCUGCAGCUCUCGACCUCGGACUUGUGCCAGAAUCAAUAAACAGCGUCGAGUCUGCUAAGUUUUUGUAUUUGAUGGGAGCCGAUGAUGUAGAUUUUAAGAAGGUCCGAAAGGAUGCUUUUGUGGUUUACCAAGGACACCACGGCGACAAGGGCGUCUAUCGAGCUAACGUAAUUCUCCCUGCAGCAGCUUUCAGCGAAAAGGAAGGAACCUACGAAAACACCGAAGGUUGCACCCAACAAACAUUGCCUGCAGUGCCAACAGUUGGCGAUGCACGAGAAGAUUGGAAGAUCAUUCGUGCUCUCUCCGAGGUUGCUGGUCUGCGAUUGCCAUACGAUUCCCUCGGAGCGAUAAGGUCCCGGAUAAAGACCGUGGCCCCAAACCUCUUGCAGGUAGACGAAAGAGAGGCAGCUACAUUUUCUGCUUCGAUUAAGCCCGAAAGCACCGAGAAGAUGGAAAUGGUUGAUUUUGGCAGCACCAUAGAAAACUUCUACAUGACUGAUGCCAUUACAAGGGCAUCAAAGAUCAUGGCACAAUGCAGUUCAUUGCUGGCUAAAAAGUGAGAUUUUCUUCAUUAUUUUUCUUAAUUAUUUGCUUUAUAAAUAUCAUAGUUGUCUGCAAGGGGCUUCUCUUGUUAGACCAGACAUCUGGAACGCCUUCAAGUAAGCUUCUAAUAAAAGUGUCCACCCUUUAUUUGUUUCACUGUAACACGUUUUGCAACGGGAAACCUUUUCUUUGAAA
Cucurbita moschata (crookneck pumpkin) is the source of this 2603-nucleotide messenger RNA. RefSeq names its product NADH dehydrogenase [ubiquinone] iron-sulfur protein 1, mitochondrial-like. The transcript has 5 exons. Gene Ontology annotation, cellular component: membrane. The record is from RefSeq and is a predicted model, not a curated record. The coding region runs from base 179 to 2425 and encodes 748 amino acids. NCBI's taxonomy places the organism in Eukaryota, Viridiplantae, Streptophyta, Magnoliopsida, Cucurbitales, Cucurbitaceae. Gene Ontology annotation, molecular function: iron-sulfur cluster binding; NADH dehydrogenase (ubiquinone) activity. Gene Ontology annotation, biological process: ATP synthesis coupled electron transport.